UGGGUUGGUUUGGUUCAUAUGGGGGCGGUUAACGUUGAAGAGAAGUUAUAGACAUGGCAUGGGAUGGUCUGCAUUAUGUGCCGGAAGCCUACGUGAAGUAAAAUAUCCUUCAAAUGGAACUGCCAGCAAUGUAUUUCAUCCUUUCUGGAGAUGGCAAUGAUAAUGUUCGAAGGUGGAAUAGUAUCGCAAAGCUUUGACCACUCAGAGGCCAGCUACGCCAACACUUACUUCUCAAACAUCCAUGACACCACCACCAACACCGGAACGUCAUUUAUCGCAUCAACCACAGAAACCAACAAGAUGGGCGGUCUCAAUCUAGAAGUUUUCAAGUUCGGCAUGUAUGUCAUGUUCCCGAUAGGGAUCAUGUACUAUUUCGGCACCAACCUCGAUGACCGCUUCUCCGUUCCCAACUUCUGGCCUAAGCCUGAGGAGUGCAACCGUAUCCCCCACGAUCGCGAAGAGAUUCGCGCCGAGUACGACCGUAUCGUUGCGCGACAAAAGUUGAGGCAGGCCAAGAAGCUGGAAGAGGAGAAGCUUAGGUAGGGGAUCGCAACCACCGAAUAACGGAUCGGGCUCUUGAGACCGCGAACGAACACGAUAAGAAUACGCGAUCCAGAGAGAACUAUGUACAUUACGUGUGGGAGGAUUGAG
This is a messenger RNA of Emericellopsis atlantica, 651 nucleotides long. RefSeq lists its product as uncharacterized. Gene Ontology annotation, cellular component: mitochondrion; mitochondrial inner membrane. The record is from RefSeq and is a predicted model, not a curated record. The transcript has 3 exons. Bases 151 to 543 code for a protein of 130 amino acids. Lineage: Eukaryota; Fungi; Ascomycota; Sordariomycetes; Hypocreales; Bionectriaceae. Gene Ontology annotation, biological process: mitochondrial respiratory chain complex IV assembly.